AUGUCGCCUUCUGCACUGUCGCGUAUGCGGGUGCUCAUGCUGGUUUUGGUGCUGCUGUACGUAGCAACAGCAGAGCCGCAUCCACAUCCAGGGGAAAGCCAACUCGCUGCCCAAGUCUCGCCCGCGUCGGCAACGGAUCUCAGCGCCUCGCAUCGGCUGCCCUCCAAAGCGGCCGCAGCGAGCACCGUGGACAAGGCAGAAUACACCGGACGGACAACUACGCAAGCGUCAGCAGAAGAAGAAGAAGUGCGCGAGGGGGUAGACGCCGCGUUCGACGGCGCUGCUGUCCCGCGACGCACGAUGCGUGACGGCACUCCUCCCCUGCGUUGUGCCGAUUUGUUCUACAACACAACAUCAACUCAUCUUCUUCGCAGCAGCAGCAGCACGUCGCACGUCCCACAUGAAGAAGAAGAGGUGUUUCGCCUUCUACCCGUUCGGGAGGACUGUUUCUUGACCCCCAUGCCUCCAGCUGUGCUGGGGAGCGACCGGUGGCAGCUGUUUCGAAGUGCUGCGACAGCCGGCUCUCGCACGCACGAGAGCGACGCGGUGGCCGUGUGGCAGAUCGGUCCUCACACACCCGCCACGCAGCCGCUGUUGGAGAACCGCUUCCAUUUCUACUUCAUGAACCUCAGCAGCAGCAGCAGCAGCAGCAGCGGCAGCCGAGGUCGUCGUCCGGAUUCUUCACCCUUUGAAUUUGGAAAAGAGACUUCGACAACAGCGACUGUGACGAGUGGUGUUCUCGGGCAGCUCGCGCGCCGUCUGGACGCGUACAACGACCUCUACACCUCUCAUGAGGCGCGACGACGAUCACCGCAGCCACACGUCGGCGCAAAUGGUGUCCCAAUCGUGGUGCACCGGAGCAGCGCGGGAAACAGCGGAGACGACGCACAGAAGACGAGGGACAAGGAAGCGAAUGACCACGCGUAUUAUAAUUCCUAUCAUUAUUAUGCAUGUGCGUUGGAGGCCCUUCAGUCGUGCCAGGCCGCUGUGGUGUCCGUUCUGCGCCGCCUCGGUGCCCUCGAGUAUGUUCAGCGGCUAGGUCAGGAGGCGUACCUCAACGCACGCGUGCGGGCGUGGUCGCGCUGGACCACCUGGACGAACGUUUUCUUCACCCGCCAGCUUGUCCUCCGCUUCCCGGUCGGCAGCUACGCGUACGACGCGCUCACACCGGCGGGGCUGUCCGCUGCUGAUCGAGCGAAGCUGAUGCGCAGAAGUCGCAACGACGGAGAGCAGCGACAGUUUUGUGUUGGAGGCGAUUGCGAGGAGGCGGAGGAGGAAGUGGCGGCGGCGGCGGGCGAUGAGGAUCCUAUUAACAAUGAUCGAGAGCUGCUUUCGCGAAUGGACAUGGCCGCCAGCAGCUCUCACUCCCUUCUGCGCCUCCUUUCAUUUCCGCCUGUCGCGCAGCGCACACCGCACGCGCUGCGGUACGCCUGCUCGCUCUCCGCGGUGAGCGCUGCCUCGCUUAUCGUGCGGGAAGAUGCACUGGCUCAGGCGCAGCAACGGGAGGCAACGGCACGUCUCUUCACACCGGGAUCGAAGGUAUCCGCCACGUCCUUCGCCACACGAUGGCUGCGUGGUGGCGGUGCGUCAACGACGCAGCACCGUGGCUCAGCCGCCACCGCGGCGGCGCCUUCCGCACCUUCGCGCGGAUUGCUGGUCUCGCACGUGCUGAACUUCGUCUUUCGCCUUGUUCAGCGACUGGUGAACGCGGAGCAGGACGAGGAUGUGUUCGCCGACAUCAGCGGCAACACCGGCGGUGCUGCGUACCCCGGGCAAGCUUUCUCUUCGGCCACCGCGGGCACAGCAGCCGCAACGCGGUUGGGCUCCCCGGCGGUGUGCGCCGCUCGUGCCUUUCUGCGACGUGUUCGCGAGGAGUUGGGGCCGUACCAAUCAACGGCCGUCUCAUCGCUUCCGAUGGCGCUGCAGCAGCUCAUCGGCAGCCGGGUGAUGCGCACACAGACGCAGCUGAUCGAAGAAGAGCGGGAGACGUCGACAGCAGACACGAAACCAUCAGCAGUUGGUGGCAAUGAGAAACAAACCCGAAUGAGACGAAGGCGGCGGGUGGACUUCAUGAUGGAGUGGACCGCGACGCUGCCGGCAGGGACGCCGAUGUGUCUCGCGCUGAUCGCCCUGCCCGACGCCGACGGAUCGCUCAAGAAAGCAUCGCCUGAGUUGCACCUCCGCGUCGAGGAAUCACUUGUCUUCGAUCAGCUGUGGUUGCUGCUGCUGCUCGCCGCCUACGCGGUGCUGCAGCUGGAGCGGUGUGUGGCGCAGAGCGCGGUGGCACGGCACAUCGUCACCGGACUGACCGGCACGCUGCUGCUCGGUGUGAUGGUGGUCUUCUACGUUCUGCGUGAACUACAGCGGAUGUCCGUGGGGAAGCUGGCGGUGGUCGCCGCCCUCAUUCUCGGCGGCUCGACGGCCGCGCUGGAGGGCAUCUUCAGCGUGCUCUGGUCCUACUACAAUCUCGACUCACUGUGGAGGUCACCGUCGGCGUCGCACGCCGCUGCCGAGCGAGGCGAUGCGCUGUUGCUACUCGGGUUGAUCGUCCUUAGCGCGCUGUUUGCGCUGAACGACUUGCUGUUUACGCUUCUCAUUCCCGCUGUGUACUUCACGGCGGUGACGCGGUGGUCGAUGCGGGUGCUGCUGGGGUUGCUGUGGUGGAUCUGCCUGCGCCGCAACGCCGAGGCCACUCUCUGGACGGUGUCCGCGUACGUCCUCGUGUUCAACGCACGGUGGCUUUGGUGGGCGUUGUGGUCGGCGUGUUGCUUCUGCGGCUGUCUUCCACGCAGGCGCACGCCACAGCAGCCGCGCCUCGCCGCGUCAUCCGGCAACGGCGUGUGGUGCUUGCAGGACCCAUUGGACGAGAUACCGGAUAGUGCGCGGCAGGCACGUGGCUACGUGCGUCCCAUCGCCGCUGCAGCUGCGGCGGCGGCGGGCACCGUCGACAACCGCCACAACGGCAGCGGUGAGGGUUACGCCAGACUGAGCACAACCGCGUCGCGGAUGAAGAAGUUUGAGGAGGACGGCGCAGCCUCGACGCGGCAGGCGCUGGAGGCGUUGGCGGCACACCUGCGCGCGAACCCCGGCAAGUACGCGACGCGGCUGCGCGACCCCAACGGGGUGCAGCGGUGGGCCGGCGGCACGUCCGACAGCACCGCGCGAGAGAGCGAGGCGAGCGGCGAUGAUGACGGUUAG
Leptomonas pyrrhocoris is the source of this 3198-nucleotide messenger RNA. RefSeq lists its product as hypothetical. Bases 1 to 3198 code for a protein of 1065 amino acids. The transcript has a single exon. The record is from RefSeq and is a predicted model, not a curated record. NCBI's taxonomy places the organism in Eukaryota, Euglenozoa, Kinetoplastea, Trypanosomatida, Trypanosomatidae.